Molecule: messenger RNA, 2634 nt
Organism: Mytilus trossulus (common blue mussel)
Lineage: Eukaryota; Metazoa; Mollusca; Bivalvia; Mytilida; Mytilidae
Product: neuronal acetylcholine receptor subunit alpha-6-like
Exons: 5
Coding region: 283-1839 (518 amino acids)
Biological process (GO): signal transduction; chemical synaptic transmission; monoatomic ion transmembrane transport
Cellular component (GO): synapse; plasma membrane; postsynaptic membrane
Molecular function (GO): transmembrane signaling receptor activity; acetylcholine-gated monoatomic cation-selective channel activity
Source: RefSeq, a predicted model, not a curated record
GUCUAUAGUGUUAUAACUUGUUGAGUAAAUCUUCGAUAAUAACAAACGGAAUAAGAAGAAUGACAGAAGUGUCGUCAAACUCUUGAUGUCAGAGACGACAGCUGCAAUUGAUAAAUAUUAAUGAUUAUAACAUUCGGUCUUUAGGGAUUUAAGUGAUAAUUACCAACUGUGAGAAAAGCUGAACUAUUGAAUGGCAUAAAAUAACAGUUUAUCAAAGUGGUUUAUAGUUUUGUUUUCAAUACGUUAUUUCAAGUUUUCUUAUAAUUAUUUUAGAUAAAAGAAAUGUCAUCAGUUUUACUCUUUGCUGCAUACUGUUUCAUUUUACAAACAUUGCCAAUUUUAGCAGUGGUUUUACCAGAUGAACAACGACUAGUGGAAGAACUGUUUAAUAAGAACAAAUACGACAAUAGUGUUAGACCUGUAAUAAAUGCUUCACAUAGUGUAGUUGUCAAGUUUGGAUACUCACUCAUACAAAUCAUGGAUAUGGAUGAAGUUAACCAAGUGUUUGUAACAAACGCCUGGCUAGAACAUCGCUGGAAAGACGACAGAAUGCGAUGGAACGAAUCUCACUAUAAUAACCUGAAGGUCUUACGUAUUCCAGCCAGUAAACUAUGGUUACCAGAUAUUGUCUUGUAUAACAAUGCCGAUGACUAUACUAAUGGAUUUAUGCCAAUUAAUGCAAUGGUCCAUCAUGAUGGCUGGGUGUUUUGGUCACCUCCAGUAAGACUAAGAAGUUCAUGUAAAGUCGAUAUUACAUUUUUCCCGUUCGACAGACAGAUCUGCAAAUUAAAAUUUGGUUCUUGGUCGUAUCCUAAACGACAAGUUGAUUUAGUGUCUCUUACAGAUACUGUAGAACUGCAUACAUACACAACAAAUGGAGAAUGGAUAUUAAUAGAAAACAAAAUCGUCCGCAAUGAAAUUAAAUAUCCUAUUGGUGAUGAUCUGUAUCCAGAUGUUACAAUUGAGUUUCUGAUUAGGAGGAGAAUUUUAUAUUAUAUUCUUAACAUUAUUUUCCCAUGUUUCUGGUUGAAUGUUUUAAGUGUUUUGACAUUUUGCCUGCCACCCGAUGCUGGGGAGAAGAUCACUUUGAGUAUCACUGUUUUGUUAUCAUACUCUGUGUUUAUGUUAUUGGUUGCUGAGAGUAUGCCACCUACGUCGGAAUUCGUUCCAUUGAUUGGUAUAUACUUAACCAUGUCAAUGGCAUUAGCAUCGGUUGCAGUAAUUCUGACGGUGUUAGUGAUGAAAUUACAUCACUGCUCUCCCCAACAGAAAAGAGUUCCUAAAUGGGUGAGAAUAAUAGUUUUGGGAAUUCUUGCGAAAAUAGUGCGUUGUAAUUGCAUUACUGGAAUAAAAUCAUUUCAGCGUGAGGUUCAGAUAAAAAAACAAAAAUCAUCACUGAGACAUCAGAUCGAGGACCGAGAUUUCGAAACAAGUACCAAAUUAUUCACCGAUAUCGACACAAAGCAGGUUGUCCACGAGUCCAAUGAAACAUUAAGCGAUCAUGAAUUAUCCGACCAUACACCUAUUACUGGAAAUGGCCUUGAUUAUUUUUCUGAUGUCCGAAAAAGUUUUAACUUAUCUGAACCAGGAUCUUCGUCUGAACCUAAAGAUACCAUUCUUCACAAAACAACAUCCGAAAUUUUGAAAUAUAUGAAAUAUUUAGUGUCUAAAAGUGAUGACAACGAUGUCGAGGAAGACAUUGUUUCGGAAUGGAAACAAGUUGCAUUAGUGGUUGACCGUCUUUUGUUUUGGACUUUUCUUCUAAUUACUAUAUUUUCUACGCUUAUAAUUCUUGUAUUUGUACCGCUCUCCGCAUAUACUGAGUUCAGCGGUUUAUGAAAUUCAAAGUUAAGCAAUAGCAUAAAAAAACAUUAAAGUUCUAAAAAUGAUGAUAGGGUUUUAAGUAUUUUUUUUUCCAUAAAAAUGCAGACCACUUGUACUAGCUAGAAAACUUAACCAGAAGAGAUCAAGUAGAAAUGCCUUUAAAUUCGUAUUUUCAAUCAGUUGCCCUCUUGGAUGAUAUGAAUAUCUUACUAUUUUCUUGUUGUAAUUAAUUCAAGUUCUCAAAGUUACAAUGCUUCCCGUGUUGUUAUCAGGAACACCAUGGCCGAUUAAACAAGACGAAUAGAUUAAUAAUAACCACAAAACUGACAGUUGAUCUAGACAAACUGCAGUGGACACCAGGAUAAUCUAACGUGUACUGAGAAUGGCUUAAUGACUUUGCAAUUGUAACAAUCCUAUCGGUGUGAAAAGUAUGUUAAAAGUAUGACAAAAAUGUCGAACUAAAAUGUAAAUUCGGAAAGGGGAAAUUCAUGAAAAGUGACAGAUUCGGUUAUAUUCAACAAAAUGUUAUGUGCAACCAAUACAGAAAUACUAGGUUAAUGUUACAAUAAUUUGAAUCCAGCAGUCAAAAAUGUUCAGGUAGUAGUGUCAGUAACUUCAAUUCAGUUGACAGCAUAUGAGUGUUAGUAUUAUAGACUACACGUAUUAUUUGGUAGGUAUAAGUUUAUUUUUGCAUUACAGCAGAAUAUAUACUUAAUGUUUUAGUCAAGUUAAAAUAAUACAAUUUUAUUUUUUACUUGCAAAUUUGAAAAAAGAAAGUGCAUUAUAAUUACCCUACAUUACAAUUUAGUU